GCAAACUGUCAAGCGUAAAGGAAGCGAGCAGAAAGCAGCGAUGUAAACCUUCCAGCCAAACUGAUUGUCAGUCUUGCAUACAAAUGGAGGAAAGGACUGUCGUCAGAUAAUUGGAGAUGCAGCCUCCAGGUUGCUAAAGACUCAUGAGAAACCCAAGCCGGUCAUAUGAGAUGUGAAUUUACUGAACCAAGAAUGAGAAACUCGAGCGACUUCAUGGCAGAGGACUGACGAGCGCCGUCAUUUCUCAGAAAAACCUUCUUCGUCUCAGCUCAUUCAGUGUGAUUCUGCUCCUCUGCCUCGCACACCUUCAUCUACCACCUCUGCUGCCCAGGCCAGGCAGAGUGGACCCAUCCCUCUCCCCAGGCCUCGCGCCCCCCCGUCGGCGGCCCGCUCUGGCAGUGUGUUGGUGUACGAUGGCGCGGUGGGACGCUGAGGGCUGCCGCGGGGGACUGUGAUGUCAGAGCCCAACAGCCCGGGCGAGAGCCGGCGUGGCGCUCCCAGAUUCUUCGUGGGCUGCGAGGACGAUGAGAGCGAGGCCCUGGAUGACAGCAUGAGGACAGACAUGGAGCUAUAUGAGGACGACGAAGACACAGACUCGCCCCCGGAGCGACAGAUCGUGGUGGGGAUCUGCUGCAUGAUGAAGAAGUCCAAGUCAAAGCCAAUGACCCAGAUCCUGGAGAGGCUGUGCAGGUUCGAGUACAUCACUGUGGUCAUCUUCCCAGAGGACGUCAUCCUCAACGAGCCCGUGGACAAAUGGCCUCUGUGUGACUGCCUCAUCUCCUUCCACUCCAAGGGAUUCCCGCUGGAUAAAGCAGUGAGCUACGCCAAACUGAGAAACCCUCUGCUCAUCAAUGACCUGAACAUGCAGUACUACAUACAGGACAGGAGAGAGGUGUAUCGCAUCCUGCAGGAGGAGGGGAUAGAUCUGCCGCGCUAUGCUGUGCUGAACCGUGACCCAGAUAAACCAGAUGAGUGUAACCUGGUGGAAGGAGAGGACCAUGUGGAGGUGAACGGAGAGAUAUUCCAGAAGCCUUUUGUGGAGAAGCCCGUCUGCGCGGAGGACCAUAACGUCUACAUCUACUACCCCACCUCUGCUGGUGGUGGCAGCCAGCGACUCUUCAGAAAGAUCGGGAGCCGGAGCAGUGUGUACUCACCAGAGAGCAGCGUGAGGAAGACGGGCUCUUACAUCUAUGAAGAGUUCAUGCCAACAGAUGGCACCGAUGUGAAGGUGUACACCGUGGGGCCGGACUAUGCUCACGCUGAGGCUCGGAAGUCCCCCGCUCUGGACGGGAAGGUGGAGAGAGACAGCGAGGGGAAGGAGGUCCGCUACCCCGUCAUGCUCUCAGCCAUGGAGAAACUGGUGGCCCGUAAGGUCUGCCUCGCGUUUAAGCAAACUGUAUGUGGCUUCGAUCUUCUCCGAGCCAAUGGACACUCUUAUGUGUGUGACGUCAACGGUUUCAGUUUCGUGAAGAACUCGAUGAAGUACUAUGACGACUGUGCCAAGAUCCUCGGGAACAUCGUGAUGCGUGAACUGGCUCCUCAGUUUCAGAUUCCUUGGUCCAUCCCUACUGAGGCAGAGGACAUCCCCAUUGUUCCCACUACGUCAGGGACCAUGAUGGAGCUCCGCUGUGUCAUCGCUGUGAUCCGACAUGGAGACCGAACACCCAAACAGAAGAUGAAGAUGGAAGUUCGCAACCCCAUGUUCUUUGAUCUAUUUGAAAAAUAUGGAGGUUACAAAACGGGGAAAUUAAAGCUGAAGAAGCCAAAACAACUGCAGGAGGUGCUGGACAUCACACGGCAGCUGUUGGCAGAACUAGGACAGCACAACGACUGUGAGAUAGAAGAGAAGAAGUCCAAACUGGAGCAGCUGAAGACUGUUCUGGAAAUGUAUGGCCACUUCUCGGGGAUCAACAGAAAAGUGCAACUAACUUACCUGCCCCAUGGGCAGCCCAAAACCUCAAGUGAGGAAGAAGACACACGUAAGGAGGGUCCGUCUCUGCUGCUGGUGCUGAAGUGGGGAGGAGAGCUGACUCCUGCUGGCAGAGUACAGGCUGAGGAGCUGGGAAGGGCCUUUCGCUGUAUGUACCCUGGAGGACAAGGAGACUAUGCUGGCUUUCCAGGCUGUGGGUUACUGCGGCUACACAGCACCUACAGACAUGACCUGAAGAUAUAUGCGUCUGAUGAAGGCAGGGUCCAGAUGACUGCUGCAGCCUUCGCUAAGGGUUUGCUGGCUCUGGAGGGUGAGCUGACACCCAUCCUGGUGCAGAUGGUGAAAAGCGCCAACAUGAAUGGGCUGCUGGACAACGACAGCGACUCUCUGAGCAGCUGCCAGCACCGCGUCAAAGCCCGACUGCACGAGAUCCUGCAGAAGGACAGGGACUUCACCGACGAAGACUUCGACAGGCUGGCACCGACCUGUAGCGCCUCUUUGGUGAAUUCAAUGAAGAUAGUCCAGAACCCGGUGGCCACAUGUGACCGGGUCUACGCCCUCAUUCAGAGCCUCACCUCCCAGAUCCGCAAAAGGAUGGAGGACCCCAAGUCAGCUGACCUGCAGCUGUACCACAGUGAGACUCUGGAGCUGAUGCUGCAGCGCUGGUCCAAACUCGAGAGGGAUUUCCGCAUGAAGAACGGCCGCUACGACAUCAGUAAAAUCCCGGACAUUUACGACUGCGUGAAGUACGAUGUCAUCCACAAUGCCACUCUGGGCCUGGAGGACACGCUGGAGCUGUUCAGACUGUCUCGAGCUUUGGCUGACAUCGUCAUCCCCCAGGAAUAUGGCAUAAAUAAAGUUGAGAAAUUGGACAUAGCAUAUGCUUACUGCCUCCCACUGGUCAGAAAGAUCCAGCUUGACCUGCAGAGGACACAUGAGGACGAGUCUGUCAACAAGCUGCACCCUCUGUACUCUCGUGGUGUGAUGUCUCCUGGGCGCCAUGUCAGGACGCGUUUAUAUUUCACCAGUGAGAGUCACGUCCACUCCCUGCUCAGCAUUUUCCGCUAUGGAGGUUUGCUGGAUGAGGAGAAGGACCAGCAGUGGAAGCGUGCCAUGGAUUACCUCAGUGCUGUCUCUGAACUCAACUACAUGACUCAGAUUGUCAUCAUGCUGUACGAGGACAACAAUAAGGACCUCUCCUCAGAGGAACGUUUCCACGUAGAGCUUCACUUCAGCCCUGGUGUCAAAGGCGUCGAGGAGGAGGAGAACGCGCCAACCGGCUUCGGCUUCAGGCCCGCGUCUGCAGAGGUAGCGCGGCAGAACGGACAGAAACAGACGGACCCCGGCAGCCUGGAGGACCUCUCACGAGAUGAGACCGACCGAGCCGUGCCGCUGUCUGAGCCAAUCACCAUUCAGAGGAGGUCCCCACUCAUCCGAAAUCAUAAGACUGGAUCCAUGGAGGUUCUGUCAGAGACAUCAUCCUCCAAAGUAGGCAGUUAUCGCCUCUUCUCGCUCUGCUCACGUCAGUCUCCUGAGAUGAAACAAAGUGGAUUAGGCUCUCAGUGCGCCGGGCUCUUCAGCACCACUGUCCUAGGUGGGUCCUCUAGCGCCCCUAACCUGCAGGACUACGCACGUGCACAUCGCAAAAAAUUCUCCACUGGCAGUCUGUCCUACAAAGACGAGUUGUUGUCUAUGCCGGCAGUAAAACGAUUUUCUGUGUCGUUUGCAAAGCAUCCGACUAAUGGAACACAAGAUGACACAUCCACCAUUGCAGUGGCUCCACCUCUCUGGUGCACUGCCAAAGAGCCCUUGGAGGAGCACCAUGUGGCCCAGUUGUUGAGGCGUUUCUCCACCGACCUCAGCCUGGGCCGCCACCUCUCUCUGGACGGGGCGCUGGCCCACCACCUCCACCAGUGCUCCUACCACCUCCGCCUCUUCCGAAACUGGCUCAUCUCCGGCCAAGACCCCCUAGAGUACCUCCACGGGUUCGAAGGCUGCUCCAUGGUGCCCUCCAUCUACCCUCUGGAAACGCUGCACAACUCGCUGUCGCUGAAACAGGUCAACGAGUUCCUCGCCGGCGUGUGCGAGAGCGCAGGGGAUCCGCACACGAGGACUACCAGAGCUCUGUCAGCCAUGUUUGACACACACAACCAGCCGUUAGUGGACUCGUACAUCCCUCAGAGAGUCCUCUCAUCCUCCAUCUCUCUCAGAUCUCGCUCUGACAGACCUCCUUGGUACAGCAGCGGUCCAUCCAGCACAGUGUCCAGCGCUGGACCGUCCUCUCCCACUACAGCCGACACUUCCCCACGCUUCAGCUUCAGCGAUAAGAUCUCCCUCACCCCUCAGAGCAGCGAGGAAACUCACUCCUCUCAAAACAUCUCCUCUCAGCCGGCGGCCGCCGUCGGCUCACAAGUGCUCGACCCAACGUGCCCUGCUGCUUCAAACCCCGGCGAAGUCCCUCUGACCCCAAAUAAUUCACCAGAGGACGAUGCCGAGCUCUGUGCUGUUACUGGCCACCAGCCCGAUCACCCUGAAUGCUCACAGGAAGGGCCUGAGGUGCCUCCUGCAGCCGUGGAUGCUGCCAGCGAUGCGGUUUCAGAUCCUGGCCUGAGACCGCCCUGCUCUGCGUUAGCUGAGCUCAGCCUGAGUCGGAUGGAAGGUUACUGCCUCCCAGGCUCUCUGCCCGUGCUGUUGGAGCUCAGAGAGAGCAGCAGCGAGGCGGGCUCCAGCUCCCAGACGCCCCAGUCCCCUGAGGGACCUGACGAGUUCUUUGACACUCAGGAGUCGAUGGAGUUGUGGAGGGACAGUUUGGAAAGCCUCCCCCGUCCUGAGACGCCUCUAGAGGUCGCAGAGCCGUAGUACAGCAGGGCGCUGAGACCUGCUCAGCAACAGGCCUCAGAUCUGUCAGAGACUGCUGUGGUUACUUCUGUAACUUCACAAGUGUCACGCUCGUCAUCACUCAUGAGCAGUGAGGCAUUGUACUGAGCUACAGCCGACCGGCCUCCCAUCUCCUCCAGCUUGAUGACUGUGUGUCGAGUAAUGAUGAAUGGGCAGCUGAUCCGCACACUGAGCUCUGUGUCGGAGAAUCUCAUGACGAUGCCCCACAUGCUGUUCAUUGCCUUUAAAAACCACCAGUGAGCCUCCUCUGACAGCCCGCUGGUUCAGUUCAUCCAUCUGUAAAGAUGUGGGAAGCCACUUGUUGUAAGCUGAAGCUUUAUUGUCAAGUUUAAAUCUUACAGCUCUCUGUUACUGUCGCGUUGCUGUUGCACAAACUCUUUCCUUAAAGCUGCAUUGAUCAGUUUCUGGCCACUAGGGGGCAGAGAUCCACAGCCCUGACCUGUUCCCAACUAAAAGCUGUUAAAGAGACCGAACAAACUCAUCCCUCCCGAUCGUGUUUGUGUCCACAUGACGAAUAAAAGUCCAAUUAUUCUCUCUCACUCUCAAAAAUAUGUGCAUUUUAACAGCUAGGUGUUCCACAGACGACAUUGUCUGUCUGCCAGUUAGUGGACGGCGGAUUCGUCUGGGUUUGCUGAGAGCGUUGAGUCUUAACCAAACAGGAAAUGUGAUGUGAAGCUAAAACAUUGAUCCACCGUGACCAUAAAGAUGCUGAUUAAUGGAGCUUUAGUUCGUGUUACGUCCGUCUCUCGUCUUUCUUACCUUCAGCUCUUACCCUCGGACAGCUGCAGUGGUGAAGUGUAGCCUUCACAUUAAUAGGUGUCAUAUCAUCCGUCAGCGGUGCUUUAUCAUCGCGAAUAAGCACAAGCUUCCUGUUUUCUUCGUUUGUUACAGGAUACAGAGACUUACUGACUCGUUAAUGAGAAACACAGGAAACGGCUCAACGUACAAGACAGAAAAAAUCCAAUCUGCAGCUCUCCUGCUCUUCAUCAUACGCCGGCAUCUGUCCUGUGCUGAGCUUCUGUGGCACUACAUGUUUAAAACCUGCAUCUGUGGUUUAAAAAACAAAACAAAAGCUGAGUGACAGCAGCUGAAUCUUCAUUAAAUAUAAAGUGUUUAAUCUGCAGGUCAAACCGCGUGUGCACUGCUUACUGCCAAAGUCCUUAAGCCUCAUUGAAGAUUAAUAUAAUCAGUAGGAAUCAAUAGAGGAAAUCAAAAUAAUAUUUAUUUUGAAAUUGCAUCUUGAAAAAAAAAAACAAAGUCUGGUAUUUUUGAUACC
This is a messenger RNA of Chelmon rostratus (copperband butterflyfish), 6104 nucleotides long. RefSeq names its product diphosphoinositol pentakisphosphate kinase 1a (gene ppip5k1a). Gene Ontology annotation, molecular function: inositol hexakisphosphate kinase activity; 5-diphosphoinositol pentakisphosphate 1-kinase activity; diphosphoinositol pentakisphosphate kinase activity. The record is from RefSeq and is a predicted model, not a curated record. NCBI's taxonomy places the organism in Eukaryota, Metazoa, Chordata, Actinopteri, Chaetodontiformes, Chaetodontidae. Gene Ontology annotation, biological process: inositol phosphate biosynthetic process; inositol metabolic process. Gene Ontology annotation, cellular component: cytosol. Bases 455 to 4789 code for a protein of 1444 amino acids. The transcript has 32 exons.